Panicum virgatum (switchgrass) is the source of this 3351-nucleotide messenger RNA. RefSeq names its product ATP-dependent DNA helicase At3g02060, chloroplastic-like. Bases 16 to 2490 code for a protein of 824 amino acids. The record is from RefSeq and is a predicted model, not a curated record. The transcript has 15 exons. Gene Ontology annotation, molecular function: nucleic acid binding; ATP binding. Lineage: Eukaryota; Viridiplantae; Streptophyta; Magnoliopsida; Poales; Poaceae.
GCCCCCGCCCCUCCCAUGGCCGCCCCACCCGCUCGCGCGCCUCCGCCGCCGGCGCCCCACCCGCAUCCGCUGCUCCUGCUGCGCCUCCGCCCGCCGCCCGCUCGGAUUCCCCCGGCCCGCCGCCUGCGCCUGCGCCACCUCGCCUGGGCGGCGACCGCCACGGCCGCCGCGGCCUCCGUGGCCCCCGACGACAUCUCGCAGCUCAACUACCGCCUCCGCGCCAUCGUCCGCCGCCGCGACGCCGCCGCCGCCGCGCCGGCCUCCUCGUCCUCCGCCGCCGUCGACCCCGCGCAGGCCGAGGCCUUCCUCCGCAUGAUCCGCGACCAGCAGCGCCUCGGCCUCCGCCAGCUCCGCGGGGAGGAGGCGGAGGGCGACGGGGACAGGGACGAGGAGGGCGGGGGGAGGGCGAGGAAGGGGGUGGCGGCGGGAAGCUCGCUGGGGCACCGGGUGGACCCGCGGGAGCUGGAGCCAGGGGAGUACGUCGUGCACAAGAAGGUCGGCGUCGGCAAGUUCGCCUGCAUCAGCGCUGAGGACGGCGUCGACUACGUCUUCAUCCAGUACGCCGACGCCAUGGCCAAGCUCGCCGUCGACCAGGCCGCGCGCAUGCUCUACAGAUACAACCUGCCUCACGAGAAGAAGCCACGGAAUUUGAGCAAACUGAAUGAUCCUUCUACCUGGGAGAAGCGGAGGCUGAAAGGAAAGCUUGCUAUUCAGGAGAUGGUUGUCGACCUGAUGGAGUUGUAUUUGCAGAGGAUGAGGCAGAGCAGACCUCCAUACCCAAAGCCUCUGGAAAUGGACGAGUUUGCUGCUGAAUUUCCGUAUGAGCCUACUCCAGAUCAAUGCCAGGCUUUUAUAGAUGUUGAGAAGGAUCUGAUGGAAAGGGAAACACCAAUGGAUAGAUUAAUCUGUGGAGAUGUAGGCUUUGGCAAAACGGAAGUCGCAAUGCGUGCUAUAUUCAUUGUUGUAUCUGCAGGAUAUCAAGCUAUGGUUCUCGCACCAACGAUAAUACUUGCCAAGCAACACUAUGAUGUAAUGACUGAGCGUUUUGCCACCUAUCCGAAAAUAAAGCUUGCCAUAGUUAGUGGUGCUCAGAGCAAAGAGGAAAAAGAUGAGCUAAUAACAAAGAUUAAGAACGGAGAUUUGCAUAUCAUUGUUGGUACUCAUGCUCUCCUUACAGAAAGGAUGGCCUAUAACAAUCUUGGUCUUCUAGUGGUGGAUGAAGAACAAAAGUUUGGUGUCCAACAAAAGGAGAAGAUUGCAUCAUACAAAGCUUCUAUUGAUGUUCUUACACUCUCUGCAACACCCAUCCCACGAACCUUGUAUCUGGCUUUGACUGGUUUCCGGGAUGCAAGUUUAAUGUCUACACCACCUCCUGAAAGAGUUGCUGUAAAGACAUAUGUGUCAGCAUUUAGUAAAGAAAGGGCCCUAUCAGCUAUCAAGUUUGAGCUGCAACGUGGCGGUCAAGUCUUCUAUGUUGUACCACGAAUAAAAGCAAUAGACGAUGUGUUGCAGUUUCUCAAGGACUCUCUGCUGGAUGUACCGAUCGCUGUUGCUCAUGGAAAGAAAAUGUCAAAGAACAUACAAUUUGCUAUGGAAAAGUUUGCCAGUGGGGAAGUAAAAAUUCUUGUCUGCACACAUAUCAUUGAAAGUGGAAUAGAUAUAGCAAAUGCCAAUACAAUGAUUGUCCAAUUUGCUGAACUAUUUGGACUUGCUCAGCUGUAUCAGUUACGAGGAAGAGUAGGAAGAUCAGGGAGGGGAGGUUUUGCAUACCUCUUCUACACGGAUAAGUCUUUGCUCUCAAGAGUUGCAAUGGAUAGACUUGGAGCUAUUGAGGAGCAUUCAGAGCUUGGCCAAGGUUUCCAUGUUGCAGAGAAAGAUAUGGGUAUCAGGGGGUUUGGAAGUUUGUUUGGUGAUCAACAGUCUGGAGAUGUUGCAAAUGUUGGCAUCGAUCUAUUCUUUGAUAUGCUUUUUGACAGCUUGUCAAAGGUUGAUCAGUUUUGCCUUGUACCUGUUCCUUAUAAAGACGUUCAGCUGGAUGUAGACAUUUCUCCUCAUCUCUCCUCUGAAUACAUAAGUUAUCUGGAAAAUCCUGUUGAAUUGCUCAAUGAAGCAGCAAAGGCUGCAGAGAAAGAUCUAUGGACCUUAAUACAGUUCACAGAAGAUCUUCGUCGACGAUACGGAAAGGAGCCCCGUGAUAUGGAGUUGCUAUUGAAAAAACUCUAUGUAAGACGGAUGGCAGCAGAUCUUGGUAUCAGUUGGAUAUAUCCAUCUGGCAAAAAAAUAUUCAUGAAAACAAACAUGAACAAGAAGGUAUUUAGACUCAUGACAGAAGCGAUGACUUCUGAAACACAUCGGAAUUCCCUAUCAUUCGUUGGAAAAGAAAUUAAGGCUGAACUACUCGUCAGUUUACCAGACACUCUACUUCUGAACUGGCUUUUCCAUUGCUUAGCAGAAUGCUAUGCUGUAAUACCAGCCCUUGUGAAGUACUAGAUUCUUCUAUUUACAAUAACUGAAGGUUUUUGCCGCCACCAUGAAAGGGAACAAACUAUCCAUGCUUGAAGAGGAAGUCUAUCUCAGAAAGCAGUCUUAGCAUUUUGUUUAGUCUGCGAUGGAUGAUUCUUCCUCGUGGCCAUAUUGACUCUCAGGCUCUUGCAAGCCAAGACAUGCCCGAUCAUAGACAGGAUAAAAGCCUGUCGAAAUUUUUAGCAUAGCAGAAUAUACCCAUAAUCUAUACAUAAACAGGACACUUUCGUUCAAAAUUUUUUACAGGACACUCUUGACACGAAGCCACAGACUGACAGCAUUUGGCCGAUGGAUUGCCUGUUUCAUAAUCACUAACCUGAGAUGCAGCUGUGACAUUGGGAAGCUCGGAGAAUUUGUUCAGGAUCCUAUAUGGCAAAAAUAGAUUAUAUUCGAAAUUCGUUCAAUAUUUUUGAUAGAUGAACCAUCAAAUCGCUGCUUGACUAACUGGUAGGUAGCGCUUACAUUAGCCAUACACCAUUUUUUGACAAAAAAGAAGCAUUAACUUCGGUCUGUAACUUAAUGUAUUGUAAAUGCUUAUCCAAGCAGGGAGUGGCAGACUGCCCGUGAUCCUAUUGGCUUUGUAAAACUAAAGAUGAACAGUUUAUGAGUUGUGCUUCAAUGCACUCCCUCCGUUUCAAAUUGUAGGUAUCGAGAUUUGUCAAAACGAUCUACAAUUUGGAAUGGAGGGAGUGUAAGCUCAGCUUGUUUCAAUUGAAGAUGAAAAAAAUAUGUCAGAUAAGCACUCUUAUCAGAUGAAAAAAUAUGUCAGAUAAACACUCUUAUCUGUUAUAAGAAAAAUUUUGCUUUGUAAAUACACAAAGCUGUAAA